CUGCCUCUACAAGUUGGGUAGCGCGGGCACACCUAUGUCUGUUCAAUAGCUUUUCUUGAAAGACACCAUCCUCAAAUCGAACUGCGAGACAGUGUCCCUUACUCAGUUAGGUAAAGCAAAAAGUUAGGCUCUCCGGAUUCAGGACAUCCAAAAAUAUCAUAAUUCAUCCAGUUCAGAGAGAAUGGCUGCUAAGGGCGUGCUCUAUACAAGAGGCACUGUCAGACCAAGCCCUAACUUUAAUGUUCAUCAUGAUGCAGAAAAUCUUCGCAAUGCUAUGAAAGGACUAGGAACUAAUGAAGAUGCCAUUAUUGAUAUUGUGGCAAGUCGAACCAAUUUUGAACGACAACAAAUCAUUAAAGCAUUUAGAUCAAGCUAUGAUCAGAGCCUAAUUGAGGAACUGAAAUCGGAGCUUGGAGGGAACUUUGAAUCUGCGAUUGAAGGGCUAAUGCUAGCUCCUGGAAAAUUUGAUGCAAAAGAACUAACAUAUGCAAUGAAGGGCAUUGGAACUGAUGAGCAUAUCCUAGUAGAAAUUCUUGUAACACGGACUAACAAACAAAUUCAGGAACUUGCUGAAGCCUACCAAUCAGAGAAUGCUUUGAGUUUAAAGGAGGAUCUCAAGUCUGAGAACUCUGGUGACUUCAAAGAACUUUUGCUGUCCCUGUUGAAGGGAAACCGAGAUGAAGGUUGGGAUGUCAACGAAGGCCUUGCAAAUCAAGAUGCUAAAGCAUUGUUCGCUGCAGGAGAAGACAAAUGGGGAACUGAUGAGACAGCAUUCAUUAAGAUCUAUUGCAGGCGGAACUUCAAACAUCUGAGAAGAGUGUUUGAAGAAUACUAUCAACUAACUAACAAAGAUAUUGAAGAUACAAUUAAAGAUGAAAUGUCUGGCACAUUCCAAAUGGGAAUGCUAGCCCUGGUGCAAUACGCAAAGAACCCAGCUAGAUUUUUUGCAACAAAGCUUUAUGAAACGAUGUCGGGUAUUGGUACAGAUGACAGAGGCCUCAUUCGAAUCAUGAUCACUCGGUGUGAAGUAGAUAUGAUUGACAUCAAAGCUGAAUUUAUGAAGCUGUAUGGGAAAUCAUUGCAUUCAUUCAUUCGGGAUGACGUAGGAGGAGAUUAUCAGAAGGUCUUGCUGAAGCUCUGUGGGAUGGAUGUUGAUGAAUGAAGCACAUUUACUGUUCUAGAAAAAGGCCACAAUUUUGAGAGCUCAGAUGUGAAAUGCAUAACUACACAGUCUUUUUCACCACCAUUUACUUGUAUUCUGUAUACUUGAGGUGUUAAAGAGGCUUCUAACUUACAAUAAAUUCAACAGUCUGGACAUAAGAGUAGGAUCCUGAAAUCCAUAACUUAUUUGCUAACAAACUUCAUGCCCGAAUCAGUGUUUCCAUAAACUCCAGAUAAACAGUACAUUUUUGUUCUUUUUGAAAUAUAUCCCAUCAGGCAUUGUGGUAACAUCUCUGUCUAAACAAAAAUCUACUUUAUACAAAAGAUUAGUGUUCUAAACCUAUUUGGCAACAGUUAAAUCAUACUUAAUAUGCCGAGCAUUGAAAACUGUAAUAAAUGGAACACUUUCAUUUCUAAAUUGGCAUUUCACGUUUGUUUGAACUAGCAAAUCGUAUUUUUUUGUGUUCAGCAUGAUGGUAAUAAAUGUUUGGUUAAGGGUUUCGUUUUGCAUCUAUUGUGUUACUUAGUAUUAUAGUUACCAGAAGACUAUGAUUUGAAGAUCUUGGCCUAUAUUUUAAAAUAAAAUUCCUGACAACUUUCAAUUGA
This is a messenger RNA of Carcharodon carcharias (great white shark), 1767 nucleotides long. Its product is annotated as annexin A4-like. Gene Ontology annotation, molecular function: calcium ion binding; calcium-dependent phospholipid binding. Bases 182 to 1162 code for a protein of 326 amino acids. Gene Ontology annotation, cellular component: cytoplasm. Lineage: Eukaryota; Metazoa; Chordata; Chondrichthyes; Lamniformes; Lamnidae. The record is from RefSeq and is a predicted model, not a curated record. The transcript is spliced from 12 exons.